AGCAUGGCUGCAUGGAUAAAUUAGUGCAAAGUUUUAAUGACCUCAUCAAUGUUGUCAAUGCAAUGAGGCCUGACAACACAACACGCGGUCAAGGCACACAAGCCGGUGAUCUGGUUGGUCCCGGCAUUCCACGUACUUCUCGAACGAACUGGGCCAUUAAACGCCUAGUCGUGGUCCACAUGAUACCACUCGGCUCAUCGCAUUGGCUCGCACAUUGAUUGACACGCCUUACAAGAUCUCGAAGCGUCUUUCUAUGCCGAUACUGGGGUGAUUGACCGAUCUCCAGCUACGCCAUUACAAGCCGUAAAUAACGGGACACCAGAAUCCUGAUUUGUAGUGGCGAUCUGUGGCCAAUGUGAUUACUGACUUUAUUCGGCCUGUUCGGGGUCAACCUACUAAGCCCACCAGCCCACCUAAGCUAAAUGGUUUGCUGUUUGGCCUCGUUAUGAGGUGUGUAAGUCCGAGAGGCGUCAUAGCUCGAGCCGUGAAUAAGACUGGCCAGUUCGAGAUGUCGAUAAAUACCUGAUUAGUCGCCCGAAGGGAAAUGUACAAAAUCCCAUCUCUUUGCUCUCUAACCUCUCCCGAUUAUUAGACCAUCCAUCUCUAAUAACUUACCACAUCCUCUUGCAUAUUCCUAAACAGACCUACAAUAAAGAAUUAUAUAACCAACAUGAUUCUAACUGAUCUCUUCUCCAUGGUCCUCCGCCUCGCGGAGCUGGGGUUCGGUGCCAUCGUCGCCGGAAUUAACGGCAAAUAUCUUCACGAUGUCCACAACACUAGCAGCUGGGAUCAAGGCCGUUUUAUCUACACGGAAGUGAUAGCUGCCCUCGCCAUCUUCCUUGCCCUCGUCUGGCUCUUCCCAUUCGCCGGUAGCUUCACUCACUGGCCCGUUGAUCUCGUUAUCUCUCUCUGUUGGUUCGCCGCCUUUGGUCUACUAGUUAACUUCCUUAACGGCACAUGCGGAUACGUCUUUGAUUGGGGCAAUGUCUCCUUCCGGAACGGCGACCAGUGCGGAAAGUGGAAGGCCGUCAUCGCCUUCUCGUUCCUGUCUGCUAUCUGCUGGCUCGUCUCAGCAAUCGUCGGCGUAUUCUGGGUUCGCGAGAAGGAAUCCCGCGCCUACCGUCGCCGCACUUGGUACAGAACUCGCGUCUAAGCCUCGAAAGGAAUCGAUACUUAGGUACUCUUGAUGAUAUUUCAACGCUGUACUACGACUCUACUUAACCUAAUUGUUAACGUAAUGUCACUUACCGGACUCUGAGAUUCUCUUGGGUCCUACGCAUGAUGAUUCUGAGCUUGGGGGUUGAGGUUCGGUUGGCUUGUUUUGGUGUUUUCAACUGUUACUUGGCGUCGGAAUUGAGCAUGUAUUGAAGCAACAAAGAUACCCCAAUUAAUGAAAUAUAAUUCUAAUAAUUUCCUAA
Messenger RNA from Annulohypoxylon maeteangense, 1418 nucleotides. RefSeq names its product marvel domain-containing protein. Bases 671 to 1153 code for a protein of 160 amino acids. The record is from RefSeq and is a predicted model, not a curated record. Gene Ontology annotation, cellular component: membrane. The transcript has 2 exons. Lineage: Eukaryota; Fungi; Ascomycota; Sordariomycetes; Xylariales; Hypoxylaceae.